Chanos chanos (milkfish) is the source of this 1199-nucleotide messenger RNA. It is a transcript of the gene cnep1r1, whose product is annotated as CTD nuclear envelope phosphatase 1 regulatory subunit 1. The transcript is spliced from 6 exons. The record is from RefSeq and is a predicted model, not a curated record. Bases 31 to 408 code for a protein of 125 amino acids. Lineage: Eukaryota; Metazoa; Chordata; Actinopteri; Gonorynchiformes; Chanidae. Gene Ontology annotation, cellular component: cytoplasm; Nem1-Spo7 phosphatase complex.
UGUAAGACCGCUGGCCGGAGAGUCGAAGCAAUGAAUUCUCUGGAACAAGCCGAAGAUUUAAAGGCCUUUGAAAGAAGACUGACAGAGUAUGUGUCCUGUUUGCAGCCUGCAACAGGCCGGUGGCGCAUGAUACUGAUUGUGGUGUCAGUGUGUACAGCGACUGGGGCUUGGAAUUGGUUAAUAGACCCAGACACACAGAAGGUGUCCUUCUUCUCGUCUUUAUGGAAUCAUCCUUUCUUCACUAUUAGCUGUAUCACUCUCAUCGGUCUGUUCUUCGCAGGAAUACACAAACGAGUCGUUGCUCCAUCAAUUAUUGCAGCCCGCUGUCGGACAGUGCUAGCAGAAUACAACAUGUCCUGUGAUGAUACUGGGAAACUUAUUCUGAAACCACGGCCGCAUAUCCAAUAGCACCAUACAGGAGACGAAGACUUAAACAUUGUCCCAGUCUCCACAUGGAUUGCCACUCAGUACGCUAUGAACCAUCAUUUCUGAAGGUUCAUCAGAAAAGGAACUCAAACCCAUAUAGCAGUGACUCUCAACUCUGGUCCUGAGGGCCCACUGUCCUGCACGUCUUUGUUUUAACUCUUCAUUAUCGCAGCUGAUUGAACUAAUCAAGAGCUUGAUGAUUAAUCGAUCAGUGGAAUCAGGUGUGUCAGUCCAGAGUUAAAACAAAGACAUGCAGGACAGUGGGCCCUUAGGACUGGAGUCGAGAACCACUGCCAUAUUAGGACUGGUGAUGCGCGAGUGGGAUUUAUGAACGGACAUUAAAGGGUUAACAGAAUCCUUCUUAUGAAAAAGAAAACAAAUCAACGUCUUACCGUUUUAGAAGCUUUCUCUGUGCACAAACACUGCUGCUGAGGAGUUUUUGAGAACUUUUACUUUCUCAUCAUGAGUUCUGUGGUCUGGCUUUGUCUGACGUCAUGUUCUUAUUUUAGAUAAAUAUGCUUUUUUUCGAUGUUUCUAUUUUAAACUAAUUGUAAAACAUGUUUAAUAAAUAUUGGAAGUAUGGAGUGUUUUUCUUGGAGUCACUUUUUACAUAUGUACAAAAUGUCUGAUUAUCUUUUCUAAUUACAUUGUUUGCUGCUGUUUUGUUGGCGUUGUGUAGUUUGUAAAAUGUUAUUUGAAAGCAAAGAUUAAAACAGGUCAUUUAUCGUAUAAGGGAACUGUCAGUCAUUGUGUUGCAGAGUUUACAUCCCUGU